ACUUUGCAAUCGAUCGAGUGAAGAUGGCGACCCGCGGUGUGUGGCAACUGGAGAAGCUGACGAUCCGCUACUGCCAGUACGGCGGCAGCAGCCGCUACGUGCGCGACCUCCUCAAGGACCAGCGCUUCUUGGCCUUCGUGGCCGAGAACCCGCAGGUGACCUUUGAGACGGAGCUUAAGGGCAACCGCCACCCCGUGCUCAUUGGCGACUACAUCACCAAGGAGCAAAAGGUCUGCGACGUCAAGAACCAGGAGAUCCCGUUCGUGAUGCAGAUGAUCCAGCGCCUGCGCGACACGAGCGGCCGCAAGAUGACCAAGGUCAACGCGCCCGUGCUCUCGAAGCGCCCGACGAUCCAGGGCAUCUGGCAGCCCGACACGGCCGAGCUCUUUGAGAAGACGACGUUCGAGAUUGAGCACCGCUCGCAGUAAUUACUAGUAGACACGACCCUUUGGAUAUAGUCGUCGCCUUGUAUUAAUCGUUUGGGUUGCUCUGUGCCCC
Molecule: messenger RNA, 498 nt
Organism: Saprolegnia parasitica CBS 223.65
Lineage: Eukaryota; Oomycota; Saprolegniomycetes; Saprolegniales; Saprolegniaceae
Exons: 1
Coding region: 24-428 (134 amino acids)
Biological process (GO): mitochondrial translation
Cellular component (GO): mitochondrial large ribosomal subunit
Molecular function (GO): structural constituent of ribosome
Source: RefSeq, a predicted model, not a curated record